AGUUGAGGGGGUCUUCACCGAUGAUGCAGCUCGCCAACUCUGGACUUUCCCCAGCAGCUUGCGUACUACCCCUCACUCCUCCCCCUUCUUCCCUUUGCCAUAUCCACCCACCCAUCCACCCACCAGCCCACCCUCUCCCUGCCUUUCUUACGCACACAUACACACAUACACUCAAUCACGAAUGCACAGGGAUUGCAGCAGCAGCAGCAGCAGCAGCAGCAGCACUGCGAGAUGGAGAUCUCCGCUGCGUGUGUGAGUGCCUGUUCCCGCUGUCACUGCACCGGCUGCCUCUCUCUCAGCACUCCCGCAGCCUGUGAGAGCUGCUCCAGUGGCUGGACAGUACCCUGGCACCCACUGAGUACAUGGAUGAGCAGUGGAUCUACAGGGGAUCUGUGCUAUCUUGUCCUUUGCACCUUUGAUCUGUUUCUCAAGGAAAUAUGGUGAGCAAAGAGGACACCAAAUGCGUUGUUCUCUCAAAUUCAGAUGAAUCAGAUUCAGAAACAGUUCCCUCACACAGCAUCGACGCACAGUCCGGGUCCGAAUCUGGCAAACAGCAGGUGAAGAAGAGAAACAAAGCUUUACAAGUGCGUUUUAAGGAUAUCUGCGAAGCUCAGAAAGAGCAUCGUGCCAGACGCUCCAGGUCCAUUUCCUGUAAAGUUACCCACAGAAAGUACAUGACAAUGCCUGCCCGGCGAUCUAUCCCUAACGUGACCAAGAGUACUGGUGUCCAGACUUCACCAGAUCUUACAAAACGGUAUAAGACUUUCCCAUUUGAAAGGAAAAAAGGACACACCUUUAAACAUGCUGCUUUAGUGGAAGACUACAGAGGACAAAACAAUGGAUUUUUGAGUGACAUAAAAGCAGUAGGAGAUGAUGGACAACCUACUGGGGAGUCAUCUAAGUACAAGGGCAAGAUUGUGGGGCAGACAAAAGCACUGCUUCACCACACUGAUGACAGCAGUGAUACAGAGGAUUUGCUUUCCAGUGCCAACUGUGUGGAUGGACCCUCACAUUUCUCAGAAGAGGGUCAUCCUACCAGCUCUCCUUCCAAAAGUGAACCAGAAUACAAGGUUUGUGGGACAAGGACCAAACAUAAAGGAUUACCCAAAGAAGACAUGGAUGCCGGCACUUCCUCAAAGCGCCAGCUAGCUGACUCAGAGUUUUCGCAGGACAAGCCAAAGGGCACAGGCCCUGUUGCAUGGAACUCUUUGACACAGGUGGAGUCUUUAGGAAGCCCCUCUGUGAGCUGUAAACGGAAAAAGGAUACACAGCUAAAUGAGCAACAGUCACGGACACUUCCCCAUAGUGCCAAAUGUUCUUUAAAGUCGCAAGGGCAGUGCCGGACAAGGCAUGUGUCAGCCUCCUCUAAACUCCAGCGAACACACGGGGGUGACGAGGGCUUUCCUCCAGGAGCCACAGGCAUCGGGAGCAGCCAGCAGAUAAUAACCUUAUCUGGAGACAAGGAUAUCAAAGCACAGCUGCAGGCCAUGGAAAGUCUCAUCAGCUCAAGCCAGGAGACCAUCAAGGUCCUUCUUGGAGUUAUUCAGGAGCUGGAGAAAGGUGAAGCACAGAGAGAGGGGCUCUCCUACCGAACAGGACAAGACACAGCAAAUUGUGACACUUGUCGAAACAGCGCCUGCAUCAUUUACAGUGUCGAGCUGGACUUUAAGCUGCAGGAGGACAAGCUACAGCCUCUGAUGAAGAGACUUUGUCCCCUGGACAGCCAACAGUGCCCUGCUCUGCCUUACUCCAAUGAAGUUUUCACAUCUACUCCUAAACGCAAGUCCAAGACAGAAUCCAAAAAGCAUGCUCGAUGGAAACUAUGGUUCCUCUAAAUAAAACCUGAAGCCUUUGGAAACAACCAUUUUCUUGGGCACGUUAAUACCCCUAUCAUUCUCAAAAUUGCUGAAGGAAUAUUCAGAUGGGGUAAUCAACCCAUGGGAAUGGAAACCACGUGAUUUAAGGUUCUGUGUUGAGAUUCCACACCAUGUCACCUGGGGACUUGAGACCAAAAAAAUUAAAAAUAAAAACAUUUUAAAUUCAGUCUUACCUUUUCUGGCAUGUUUGCUGGACAGGAUCGACACACAUCUGCAAAAACUAGGUGAGCUCUGACAUACAUUUUUGCGCAUAUAUUUUUAAAAUCUGUGUAAAAAUGGCCAUUAUUCACGUACUGGCUCAGUGCACCUCUCACUUUAUAUUGAAAUCUCUUUGUUUCACCUUCCAAUGAAUGCAAUGCACUUUGGUCUUUUCCCCUUAGAGUAUAUUGCUUGGCAACAAGAGGAGGAGCCAUGUGGAGGGUCUUUUAUGGGUGAAGCUCUAAUCUUUAAACGGACAUCAGCCCCCCCACCCCCACCCCCACCUCCUGAAAGCACAAACAUUUGACUUUUGAGAGAAGCAUGUGUAAAAGACUGAAACGCUAUAUGACUUUAUGUCAGCGCUGUUCUUAUAAUCCCUGCUAUCCUCUCCUGUUCCUCCUUAUCUGUUACCAUACUGUGUAAUUUGUUUGUCUGACAGAACAUCUGCUUGCCUUUGCUAAUAACUCCUCCUUGUCCUCCCUCUUAUUGUAACUCCUUUAUCUCUUUCUCUCUUUUGUAGCUUUUUAUUAAGCUUACUGUGCAACUGACCAACGAGCCAGCUAUCUUUGCUUUAGUCAUUCUGUCAUUUUCUGUUCUUGGACUGACACGAAAUGUUCAGAGUCUUUACUUUGGAAUAUCUGCAUCUUUUUAGCAAAGUACUGUGAAAUGAAUUUUUAUAAAUAUGUAUGUUUGGGCCCCUCCUCUUGAAGCAGGUACAAUAGAUAAAAAAUACAGUAUUCUGGGUUAGAUUUUUUUAAAGAACAUAUAUAAUGUUUUGACUACUUGUAUGGCAGAGUAUUUUCUAUGAUAACACUGUUUGCUUUUUAUUUUGAGUAUUUCUUUAUCGGCUUGUUUUGUUUAACAGUUCAGACAGAAAGUAAAAGCUAUUUUGACAUUUCUCUUGAGUCCAAGAGUUUGUCUUGGCUCUCAGUCACAGCAAAGAUGUGAAAUCUUGAAACUAAUUCAUUUUAAGCCACUUGUCUCAUGUCCAGUUAGCUACUUUAACAAUCCAACUGUUGUUUUGUAACAUUUAUUUAUCCUUAUCCAUUUAGUAAAAUGGGAAAAAAAAAACUUUUGAACGCCAAACACAUGUCCACCAACCCACACAAACAACUGUGCACUGAACUUGCAGCAAGAGCAGAAGGGCUAUAUACAGUGCUAAAGAAGUAAUGGUAGCAAUCUUACAGCAGAAAAGACUUGUGUCCACCAGCUCUGGUCAAUUAGGGGGGAAAAAAACAGAAAUAAAACACUGAUGAUGUAGCAAUGACACUAAACUUGCAUGCUUUUAUAAAGCAGGCAUUUAUUAAAUUCCUUUAGCCACUUCAUAACAGCAGCUGUCAUGUAAAUAAUUGAAUGGAAUUGUACAAGAAAUGUCAGGAAGACUCACACUGGCCUCCCAUCAUUAGAUUACACUGUAGAUUACAUUAUUCAGGUCAACAAUCUCCAUGCAAAGAUCUGUACCUUGGAAAAGUGCAAUUUAGUGAUUAUGUGCAAUAUUAUGCAUUUUUCUACUGUUUCUACAUCACAAUUAAAACAUUUUCAAAUGAAGGUGAUUCAGUGUUCUCUUACUGUAUGUCUUUUUAAUGUUAGAUGGUUACCCUAGCCCUAACUGUUCUGUGGAGCAAACCUAGAGAUAUUAAGGCUUCACUCACACAGGCCUAGAGACCAGUUGGCAACCCCCUGGCAACCUCCGGUCGCUAGGAAAAAAUGUUCAUUCCCCUAAGCAGUUGGCAAGAGGUCUUCCAAUGUCUUCCAUGCAAAUAACAGGCAAACACAGCAAUUUUUAGUAACCCAAGGAAUUGCAGGUUUUCAAUCAUUUUCAGUGCUCCAUGGAAUAUCUCAUGGCAAACCAUUUCACCAAGCCACUGCCAGCACCCUCCCGCAACUACAAACAAACCAGCUGACCAGUGGUUGAAUUGGGAGAAGUCAUCAACCAGUCUCGAGACCUGUGUGACUGGGGCCCAAAGCAAAAAUCUAACUUUUUACAACAACAAAAAAUGUGACUGAUAUGAAUUGCUCCUCAAAAAGUACCAUUUUAUGUACAUAAACAAAUGUUAAUCAAAAGGUUAUAACAAAAAUCACAGAGCUUACAUAUUUGUCAGUAUACACCACUAACUUAAAUUUAUUUCCUCUACUUUGUCAGUUGUGGCAAAAGUACUUUGACUUCUUUUACUGAUUUCCAUGUGACUAGCAGAUUCAUAGGCAACUUAGUAUUUAGCGGCAUCCACCAAGCCAAAACUAAACAAUUGAUGCUCAUUACAUAGGUCUAUACUCUAUAGACCUAACCUUUUUUUUCCUGUGACCAUAUAAAGCAACACUGAGGAUUUCAUUUUUUAAAAAGGGAGUACAGAAUGGAGGAAACACACUUAUUCAACAACUACCCCCUCCACCUUGGAAUUCUGUGUAAGAGAGUUUGACCAUCAUAAGGCCUCAGCGACUGUGUAGUUGAGCUACUUCUUCUCUCCUCUAAUGUGAUUAGUUUUCAAUAGCAAAAGAGACUCAACUUUGAAGUGGAGCCCUGAUGGAGAGUGAGGGAUCCAGUCUAUGAAAUUAAAUGACUUGCACCCCACAUACAAAGGACAAAAUGAGAAUGAUCAACAAACAGAGAGAUUAAUGGGAAAAAAACAAACAAAACGAUAUUAGGGUUCAAAUGCAUACAAGCACAAUUACACUUGAAAAUAAAACAAUCACCACACUUAGUGCCUCUCUGUUUCAUGGUCUGUUUUACUUGAUUAUAUAAAGGAUUAUAUAAACAUAAAGUGUGGUUUGAUUAGUAGGUUUAAAAGCUUUUAGUUACCACAAUAGGGGGUUGUUAUCUUGUACAUAGGAGCUUUCAAACUUGAUGUAAUAGUGGUACCAUUCAUUGGGAAUAAUUAUUUCCACUAGUUUGAACUACUCUGUAAGCUUACAAGAGCAUUGUGGUAAAAGUUCAUAUUUUUUUUUUAACUUUCACCACUCCACACUGUGACACCUGUGAAGCCAAAACAAGCUAGGUCUUCAGGCAGACAUGGAAGGUCAUUGGAGGAAAAGUUGAAAAUGUGUGCUGCUGGAUUCCCUAACUAUAUGUCAUUAGUUUGUUUUUGUACUGUGACCUAUGGAGAAACCCAUUUCUUAGAAACAGGUUUACUUCCAAAAGUGUGUGUUAAUGCUCAGGUAGCUUGUUGUGUGUAAGUGAUGGGUGUAAACAUAGCUCAGGUUUGUCAUGCAUUUCUUCAAAAGCAAAUUUAUUAAAAAUUGUUGAUAGUAGUAUUAAAGUAAAGAGGUAUAGAUUUCAAACAGAAUACUUUGUUAAUGUAGUGAUGUAUUCUUGCUAGAAAUCAUCCAUGACACCAUCAAACAGUGAAAACCCAAUAAUCAUUUAUCAUUUAAAAAAUAAAAGUUUACUCUAAGAUUUACUAAUGUCAGGGUAAAUGUACUGUAAGUGCUUGGUAAAUUCAAUAAGGAUGAAAAGAUCUGGCUGAUUUAAAUGAUGUUGGUGAUAUUUUUUGUUAUUUAGAACUAUGUUUAGAGUGUUGCGUAUGAAAAAGUUUUGGUUAUAAUAAAUAUUUUUACACUGCUCAAAAAAAUUGAAGGAACACAAAAUGCAACAGAUAUCAAUGGGGGGGAAAAAACCAUCCUGGAUAUUUGAACCGAUAUUCAAAUCAGUUUUAUUUAUAUAGUAAAGUGUAAAGUAAAGUGUGUUGUGUUAGUCCCCGAAGGGAAAUUACUCCUCUGCAUUUAACCCAUUCACCCAGUGAAGCAGUGGGCAGCCACCAGUGCAGCGCCCGGGGAGCAGUGUGUAGGGACGGUACCAUGCUCAGGGGUACCUCAGGGUAGCCGUUCAG
This is a messenger RNA of Oreochromis niloticus (Nile tilapia), 5899 nucleotides long. RefSeq names its product inhibitory synaptic factor 2Ab (gene insyn2ab). The transcript is spliced from 5 exons. NCBI's taxonomy places the organism in Eukaryota, Metazoa, Chordata, Actinopteri, Cichliformes, Cichlidae. Bases 438 to 1835 code for a protein of 465 amino acids. The record is from RefSeq and is a predicted model, not a curated record. Gene Ontology annotation, biological process: inhibitory postsynaptic potential. Gene Ontology annotation, cellular component: postsynaptic density.